AUGAGCUUGGAAGUUAAGAAUGCACAUAGAUAAGCAUUUAAAGAAAUCUUUUCGAUGAAGGCAGUUGAAGGAAAACUAGACAAAAAGGGACUGGCUGAUCUUUUUAUUAUGAUUGAUUACAAGAUUCCAUAAGAAUAAUUUGAUGAGAUGGUUUAAAGAAUAUUCGGGAAGAAAGAAUAGAUUGGAUUUGAAGAGUUUUUAAAAAUCUUUAAUUUAAAACUGACAGAUUACACUUUUAAUGAUGUGAGAAAUGCCUUCAAAUUAUUAGCAAAAGAUGAUGAUAGGUACAUUCCCUUAGAGAAGAUUAAGAAGGUGUUGCUAAAGAAUAAUGUACCUGCUGAGGAAGUUGAAUUUUUAUGUCAUCAAUUGGAUCCAUUCACUGAUACGAUGAAGAGAGUCAAUUAUGCUGAGUUCUUGAAGAGCUUGAGCAAUGUUUGA
Molecule: messenger RNA, 438 nt
Organism: Paramecium tetraurelia
Lineage: Eukaryota; Ciliophora; Oligohymenophorea; Peniculida; Parameciidae
Exons: 3
Source: RefSeq, a predicted model, not a curated record